AUGUCGAUCAGACCGGCAAAUAUGAUGGAUUAUGAUCUUCCAGAAACGUCCUUUGAAGAUAUUGAUGCAACGUUUAGUAGAGAUGUCCCAACAUCAAGUGUACGGAAUACUUUAGAUAUGCAACAAAGCAUGCCGGUAGAAGAUAGAAAGGUGUUGCAAGAGAUAGUACAGCCCACGCCAUCAUCUAUAACAACAUCCGAUACUGGAACCAUAUUCUCAGGAAGCAGGAAACAGAGUUGGCUCAAUAAUCUAGCAUCUGAUGAAGACAAAAGUGAUGGGUUUGAAGAUGGUGAAGAGUUCUUGAGCGAUUUCCAGGAAUUUCAGAACAGAAAGGAUGACUUUGAUGAGGCCAUUAAAUCUCAUUUCAACCUACAGAAGAGAAGCUGUCGGGGAGACUACGAUUUGGCUACAGAUUUUGAAAGAAAGGUUAAUAUCAAUCCAAACAGUCAGAGAAGAUCACUACGACAGCCAAGAUCAAUGAUGGACAUGCAUCCACUAAGAUCUGAAAACUCGUUCAAUCCUCAUAGACUUCAAAAUAGUAUAUCAACAAACAAUCUACACCGUCCUAAUAGACUAGGGUCUUUACAUUUUAAGAAAUCAAUGCCAUCUCUUUCGUCUUAUAAUCCUGUAAUAGAAGAAGAACCAAGGUAUUGGAAAAAGUCUUGGGAUAUAGAAGAAGCUGAAGAAGAUGACGACUAUUUCGAUGAGGACUUCGAUGAAGAUGGACAAGAGACAUUUGAUCUUGAUGAAAAGACUCUAAAAAAUAGAGUGCAGUCAAAUAUACCUACUAGUAAAACACCAUUUAAAAUAUCUCCGACUCAAUUUGAUAUAAUCCAACAAGAUGAUCUACUAACUCCACGCUUGCACAAGAAACAGAAAGAGCUGAGGUAUAAACAUAAUCUAGAAGCGUUUAAAGAAACUAGCAAAGCUAGAAGGCGACGUCAUACUGCCAAGUCGAAAAUACAAACUAUCAAACAACAAAUUGACCACAACACACCAAUGAAAAGUGGCCUUAUGUAUUAUAAUCCAAAAAAAAUGGCAUGGGAAGGAAAUGAAAGAGUACUGGAUAAAUUUCAGGAUAUUAUAUCUAUUGACAAGCGUCCAUUAUUGAUCAGGAAUAAAAGUAAUAUUUCACCUAAUGAAACUUUAACAUACACUGGAAGUGACAACAACAACGUCCAAGAUAAUGGUUCCAACAGUACGUUCUCUUCAACCACAAAUCCGCGAGUCGUAGGCAAAAUGAUGUUCGAUGAAAGAAAUCUAAGGUGGGUGAGUGUCAAUAACGAUGAAAUUGAUCCAUUUGCAGAGAUAGAAGAAAAUAUUCCUGAACCUAUACUAGGUAAACCAAAACGGUCUUCACCAUUUCUUCGAUCAAGAAGUCAACUAAUAUCAUCUAAUAACCCAGAAGUGUCAUUCACCGAAAGUGACGUCCCAGGAAAUGAUAAGUUUGCAAUUGGCGUCAAGAAGAGGGAUAGGUAUGCAUCCACAUCUGCAGCCAUAAGCAAACGUGCAGGCGAUAGAGCCGAUAUGGAGAGAGUCUAUCGCCUUUCUUCAAAAGAACUGGAGAGAUUAUAUCAUGAAGAAAACCGUUGGCAACGCAAAGUCGGUGGAUGGUUUGUGCUAGGAGAUGGCGACCAACAAGAUCGAACAAUGGCACAGUAUGACCCCUCAGAUAAGGGCAACAACUUUAUGUAUGAAAUAAGAAAGAUGGUAAUCAACUCUACGAAAAAUUGA
Nakaseomyces glabratus is the source of this 1734-nucleotide messenger RNA. RefSeq names its product Bfa1p (gene BFA1). Lineage: Eukaryota; Fungi; Ascomycota; Saccharomycetes; Saccharomycetales; Saccharomycetaceae. Gene Ontology annotation, molecular function: GTPase activator activity. The record is from RefSeq and is a predicted model, not a curated record. Gene Ontology annotation, biological process: regulation of Ras protein signal transduction; mitotic spindle orientation checkpoint signaling. Gene Ontology annotation, cellular component: mitotic spindle pole body; SIN/MEN two-component GAP complex.